Molecule: messenger RNA, 1924 nt
Organism: Hyalella azteca
Lineage: Eukaryota; Metazoa; Arthropoda; Malacostraca; Amphipoda; Hyalellidae
Product: phenoloxidase-activating factor 2-like
Exons: 9
Coding region: 239-1453 (404 amino acids)
Biological process (GO): proteolysis
Molecular function (GO): serine-type endopeptidase activity
Source: RefSeq, a predicted model, not a curated record
CGGGAGCUGCUGUCGUCGUUUGUUGAGGUGCCACAUCGGUCCAGCCUCUAAUAUCUAUUUCCUAAUAUUGAUUCAAAACUUUGCACAUAACUUAAUUUUUUGCAUUCUAACACAUCAUACGCGUAUUUUAACAAAGUUCCUGACCUAAUUUUAACUUUUGCCGCUGUACAGACUUUUUUAAGUUUGUAAUUCCGGCUUUUACGUUAGAUUUUUUACUUCAUCGUUUAUACCAAGAAUCAUGAGGUCAGUGACGCUGAUCGCGUUGCUGGUGGUGCUGACGGUUGUAGGGCAGGCAGCGGGCCAGCAGCCCGCCCCCAACAACGAUCAGGACACGCGGCUCGGUCUAAUCGCCAACCAGAUCGGCGUUCCUCCCGUGCCAGGUGGUAUCCCGGUGGUGGGCAUUGGUAGCCAGUUCCCAGGCGGGUUCCCAGGGCGCGACACAGGCUGCUGGUGUCAACCCGUCAACCAAGUCUGUACGAACCUCCGACCUGAGAACCUCGACCUCGUCACCAGGAUCAUUAAUAGGCCUGGGUCUCCGGGAUCGCGUUUACCGGGAGGGGGAGGCGCGAACGGCUGUAACGAAGAUCAGCGGGUUUGCUGCCCCAACAACGGAGGAUUUCCGGGGGGAAAUCCCGACUUCCCCGGACAAGGAGGCUUCCCUGGUCAGAGUGGAGCGCUCUCUGCCUUCUGCGGCUCACGGCAGAGCUUCGGACUGCCGGCUGCAAUUUCACCCACGGCGGAUUUCGGCGAGUACCCGUGGAUGGCUGUGGUGUUGGGGCCCGGACAGUCCUACGUCUCGGGAGGCGUGCUCAUCGACAACGGCUGGGUGCUCACAACAGCGCAUAAACUCGCGCAAACUCAGGGACUGGAAGUUCGCCUCGGGGACUACGACGUAAGCCAAGCCAACGACAUCCCUCAGUUCCCACCGUUCGCGUCGCCAGUCGCUAACGUCAUCGUGCACCCGAACUACAACCCCCAGACGCUGGCCAACGACGUGGCGCUGCUGCGUCUGGCGCAGCCCGUCAACCGGCAGCAGUACAGGCACAUCACCCCCGCUUGUCUGCCCAGCCCUGGACAGUCCUUCGCUGGACAGAGAUGUUUCGUGACGGGCUGGGGUAAGGACGCCUUCGGACCCGGCAGUUUCCAGCAGCUGCUGCAGGAGGUCGAUGUGCCCGUGCUGGACUCCUCCAGGUGCGAGAGCCUCCUGAAGAACACCAGGCUCGGCCCCAGCUUCAGACUAGACAAGCGCUCCUUCGUGUGCGCCGGCGGCGAGCGCGAUAAAGACUCUUGUCAGGGCGACGGAGGCUCCCCGAUGGUGUGCGGUCAAGGCAACGGCGGCUGGACGGUGGCCGGCCUCGUUGCCUGGGGCGUCGGCUGCGGCCAGGAGAACGUGCCGGGCGUCUACGUCAACGUCGCCAGCUACGCCAACUUCAUACGUCAAAACGUCAACUGAAGCCUCGCCACGACCAAGCUGUAGCAAGAGCAUGACGCCGGCUCCUCGGGACUCUUAACAACUCGUUUCUUUCUCCAAUAUUACAAAAGUAAAUAAUUGAACGGCUACCGAGAUAAAGAUAUAAUCAGAUAAAGAUAUAAUCAGAUAAAGAUAUAAUAAUCAGAGAUAUAUAAAGAUAUAAUCCGAGAUAUAAACGUGUAUAGGUUGUGGGCUCAAACGAAAGAAUCGGAAAAUUUGGCCAAGUUUGACCAUUUCUAGGGAGUCAUAUUGAUUACUUUUCAUAGGACGGCGAUUAUUUUUAGGCGGUAAAUCACUCAAUUUCAAUUAUUUAUCAUCUCUCACGAACAUAAAUGUUAGUCUCUAAUGUACACGUAUGACAAGAGUGUUAACUGUCCGUACUAAGGAACCUUCGAGAUUAACACGAUGAAAUAGGGUAUCUUUACAGGUCGUAAUAAAAAUAAACUUGCGAUA